Molecule: messenger RNA, 1934 nt
Organism: Patiria miniata (bat star)
Lineage: Eukaryota; Metazoa; Echinodermata; Asteroidea; Valvatida; Asterinidae
Product: zinc finger protein OZF-like
Exons: 2
Coding region: 101-1675 (524 amino acids)
Biological process (GO): regulation of transcription by RNA polymerase II
Cellular component (GO): nucleus
Molecular function (GO): DNA-binding transcription activator activity, RNA polymerase II-specific; RNA polymerase II cis-regulatory region sequence-specific DNA binding
Source: RefSeq, a predicted model, not a curated record
GUUGAGCUGAAGUCUCGUCGUAUGAAAAUUCGAAUCCACAGGCUCUUGGAGCUGCAUUCCUGUCUUCAAAAGGUUGUAUCGCUCCUAAAAAAAAUCCACAAUGAGUGCCAUCAAAGAAACCACUACCAAGACAGACGAUGAACCGGAGGUCGAACCAUACUGUCAUGACACUCGUGGCAAAGCCAUCUGUGAAAAAAAGCUAGAGUAUCGCCGAAGGAGCAGCGCGGAGGAAGAUGGAUUUGUUUGUGACAUUUGUGGCGAAGGUUUCUCGGAGAGAGGUCACCUGCAAGUCCAUCAGAUACCGGUUAUAUGUGAUAUUUGUGGCAAAAGCUUCUCAAGGAGAUGUCUGCUACAAGAACAUGAGACGGUCCACAAGAGCGAGAAAUUGUUUCUUUGCGGCAUUUGUGGCGAAGCAUUCUCAGAGAGAAGUCUACUACAUGAACAUGAGAGGGUGUACAGUCAUCAGGAAUUGUUCCUUUGCGACAAUUGUGGUGAAGGUUUCUCAAAGAGAAGUCUACUAGGAGAACAUCAGAUGCCAGUAAUUUGUGAUAUUUGUGGCACCGGCUUCUCAAAGAGAUGUCUGCUGCAAGAACAUGAGAUGGUCCACAAGAGCGAGCAAUUGUUUCUUUGCGGUAUUUGUGGCGAAGGUUUCUCGGAGAGAGGUCACCUGCAAGUCCAUCAGAUACCGGUUACAUGUGGUAUUUGUGGCAAAAGCUUCUCAAGGAGAUGUCUGCUACAAGAACAUCAGACGGUCCAUGAGAACAGGGAAUUGUUUCUUUGCGGCAUUUGUGGCGAAGCAUUCUCAGAGAGAAGUCUACUACAUGAACAUGAGAGGGUGUACAGUCAUCAGGAAUUGUUCCUUUGCGACAAUUGUGGUGAAGGUUUCUCAAAGAGAAGUCUACUAGGAGAACAUCAGAUGCCAGUAAUUUGUGAUAUUUGUGGCACCGGCUUCUCAAAGAGAUGUCUGCUGCAAGAACAUGAGACGGUCCACAAGAGCGAGAAAUUGUUUCUUUGCGGCAUUUGUGGCGAAGCAUCCUCAGAGAGAAGUCUACUACAUGAACAUGAGAGGGGCCACAAUAAUGAGGAAAUGUUUCUUUGCGACAUUUGUGGCAGAGGCUUCUCAAAGAGAAGUCUACUACAAGAACAUCAGAAGGUCCACAAUGAUGAGGAAUCGUUUCUUUGCGAGACUUGUGGCAGAGGCUUCGCAAGAAGAUGUCACUUACAACAACAUCAGAAGGCCCACACCAAUGAGAAAUCUUUUGUUUGUGACAUUUGUGGCAGAAGUUUCGCUGAAGGUUUUAAUUUACGACAACAUUAUCAGAGAGUCCACCCGAAGGAGAAACCGUUUGUUUGUGACAUUUGCAGCAGAGGUUUCUCCGAUGGUUACGACUACCUGCGACACCAGAGAAUCCACACCAACGAGAAACCUUUCCUUUGUGAUAUUUGUGGCACAGGCUUCCAAAGAAAAAGUCACUUAGAACUCCAUCGGGUGCUGCACACAAAGGAGAAACCCUUCCUUUGUGACAUUUGUGGCAGAGCCUUCUCUAGACAAUGUAGCUUACAGCGACAUCGGGGGCUCCACACUAAUGCAAAACCCUUCGCUUGUGACAUUUGUGGCAAAGGCUUCUCACGGAGCUGUUACCUCCAGCGACACCAGAGUGUCCACAAUAAAUGAGAAACCAUUUUCAAAAAUUGGUGACAUUUGCAGUGUUGUAGUACUCGUACUCGGUACUCGUACUCAAGUACUUUUUUUUUUUAGAGUUCUCAUACUCGUACUCAAAUGUCAAAGUACUCGUACUCGAAAUGAUGGUAUUUGUACUCGGGCAGCAAAGUACUUGAACUCAACAUGUAAAAAUUGUCUUCAUCAUCAAAGUACUCAGACUCGAAUAGCAGUUCUCGGGGGAAAAAAAACCUGUAUAGCUUGACUAACCACA